Messenger RNA from Lathyrus sativus (Indian pea), 762 nucleotides. The record is from the annotation of a GenBank genome assembly. NCBI's taxonomy places the organism in Eukaryota, Viridiplantae, Streptophyta, Magnoliopsida, Fabales, Fabaceae.
AUGGUAGGACCAUCGAGGCCUCAAAUUGUUCUGUUUGGUUCUUCCAUUGUUCAGCUCAGUUUUCUCAAAGAAGGUUGGGGUGCUAUUCUUUCUCACUUGUAUUCUCGCAAGGCGGAUAUAGUUCUGCGAGGAUACUCUGGUUGGAAUUCAAGGCGUGCUGUGCAGGUUUUGGAUACAAUUUUUCCCAAGAAUGCCACGGAGCAACCGUCGUUGAUAGUUGUAUACUUUGGCGGCAAUGAUUCUAUUCUUUCUCAUCCAAGUGGCUUUGGUCCACAUGUACCUCUACAAGAAUACAUUGAUAAUAUGAAGAAAAUUGCUACCCAUCUCAAGAGCCUGUCAAAGAAGACUCGCCUUAUAUUUCUCACUGCUCCGCCUUGCAAUGAAGUGCAAAUCUAUGGAAACAGUUGUAUACAGACACCACCAAGGAAUAACGAAUCGUGUCGAAUAUAUUCAGAAGCUUGUUUGGAGCUAUGCCGCGAGAUGAAUAUCAAGGCCAUUGAUCUGUGGUCUGCAAUCCAAAAGAGGGAUAGCUGGCGAGAUGAUUGCUUCACAGAUGGAAUUCAUUUGACACAUGAGGGUAGCAAGAUAGUGGCAAAAGAGAUACUUAAUACACUCAAAGAAGCAGAUUGGGAACCUUGCUUGCAUUGGAAGUCACUGCCAAAUGAAUUUGGAGAAGAUUCACCUUAUGAUCCACUUGGCCCAGAUGAAAAAACUAUUAAUAUUGCCAGCUUGACCUUCCUGGAAACUGAGGAGUAUGACUGA